Molecule: messenger RNA, 803 nt
Organism: Hypanus sabinus (Atlantic stingray)
Lineage: Eukaryota; Metazoa; Chordata; Chondrichthyes; Myliobatiformes; Dasyatidae
Gene: sem1
Product: SEM1 26S proteasome subunit
Exons: 3
Coding region: 77-289 (70 amino acids)
Biological process (GO): double-strand break repair via homologous recombination; proteasome assembly; mRNA export from nucleus
Cellular component (GO): proteasome regulatory particle, lid subcomplex; proteasome complex
Source: RefSeq, a predicted model, not a curated record
GGUGAAUGUGCGCUUGCGUGCAGAAAGCCAGUGACGUAAUCCAUCCCAGAGUUCAAUGCUCGCAUUGCGCUGAAUCAUGUCGGAGAAGAAGGCGCCGGUGGACUUGGGUUUGCUGGAGGAGGAUGAUGAGUUCGAGGAGUUUCCAGCGGAAGGCUGGACAGGUUUAGAUGAGGAUGAGGAUGCACAUGUCUGGGAAGACAACUGGGAUGAUGACAAUGUGGAGGAUGACUUUUCGAACCAGUUAAGAGCUGAACUAGAAAAAUUUGGAUACAAGAUGGAAACUUCAUAGCUGAAUCAAUACUACAGGAUGUGAAUGUUUUGAAGAUGUAGAACAAGAGAACCCUGUGUAAUUAAAAUAGUUGUGGCUGAAAACACAACUUUGUGGAGAAUGAAAAGUUGCAUAAAAUUCUGUUGCAAAGGACAGUUUUUCUCUGACUUUUGUUUUAUUUUCCUAAAAUAAAUUCUGUAUUUAAAUUUUCUAUUCUUGAUAAUGCUCAUAAUCCCAAAGAAUUGGGCUGCAACUCUGGACAAACUCAAAAUUGUACUCCUUUCACCCAAGUUCAUGGUUGAUGUAGAAAGAGCAACAACUUUGGAUUUCAAGUGAUACUCUUAGUAUUUUUGUCAUCUUUUAAAUGAUGAGUUCUGAAGUAGGCUGGGUCAUAAAUGCCAUUUCAAAUAGAACUUUAAACUUUAUAUGACUUAUUUUUUGUGUCAUUUAAAAUUGAGCAGCUUAUUUGAAAUUACCUUGAACAAGAGGCUGAGUAUUCAGCUUUAAGAAAAUAAAAUUUAACUUGUUGAAUGUG